UUUUGAAAUCUGUGUGACAUGAAAAUAAAUAGACCUAGGUCUUUAAUUUUGCCUUUUGGAAUUUACAAACCAUUAGCCCAAAUAAAUGCAGAAGUUCAGGCUACUGUUUUUGCUACUCCGAUGUAGCCAGAGCAGAGGAGGCACAGUGCAGUCGCCAUUGAAUUUGUCGGUAGGGGGGGCUUUCUUCAGGCUGCGUUACUUCUGCGCAAGAGUGAUCAUUGCAAAACAGCGCAAAACAGUUGUCAUGCUCUCGCGGCUCUCCUGACAACAUUCCUCGUAGGGCUCGUGGAGUCUUCUUCUCCAGCCGUACUGUAGUUCUAGGUGCGGGACACCUCCCGAUUCGUGUUUGGGACCAUGACAGCCGAUUGCUCGGCACAUCUGGACCUCUCAUUCGGUAAAUGUGAAGCGCACAAUGCAUAGCCUGCCAUUCAGCACUAAAAGCGAUGUUUGUAGACCUCCUUGUUGACAACUGAUAGUAGUGAAUAACUCUGUUGCUUGGGGUAGCAUUCGCUAACUCGUUGUAUCGUGUCAUCUGGCUCCAUGCUCAGUCUUUUCCCACUGGUCCAUAAAAUACAGGUAUGUGGUUAUUAGUUCAUUGUGUAUCCAAGAGGGGAACACACAUAUAUAGACCUGUCUAUUAACCACAAACUUCUGUAGUGCAACAACAAGGACUUUGCCGUGCACAAUCCAGACCGAGGUGAACAAUGUCGAAUGAAAACGACUCGAAGCUUUUGGGUUCGGUGGUGUCAGACCCACAGCACUCCAAGAAGAUCCUGCGGGCCCUCCGAUCGUUUCAGCUGGAGCAGUGCUUUCACGACGCAAUACUGGUCAUCGACGACGAAGAGAUUCCUGUUCAGAAAAACAUAUUGGCAGCAGCCAGUCCUUACAUCAGGACCAAGCUUAACUACAACCCGCCUAAGGAAGAUGGGUCCAUGUACAGGAUUGAUCUUCAAGGGGUGUCCAGCCCCAUCAUGAAGCAGAUUCUGGACUACAUGUUCACCGGGGAGGUGUCGCUGAGCGAGGAGACCAUCCAGGACAUGGUGCAAGCGGCCGACCUGCUCCUGCUGACCGACCUGAAGGCGCUGUGCUGCCAGUUCCUGGAGAGCUGCAUCGCGGCCGAGAACUGCGUGGGCAUCCGGCUGUUCGCGCUGCACUACUGCCUGCACCACGUGUACCAUGUGGCCACCGAGUACCUGCAGACGCACUUCCGCGACGUCUCGGCCAGCGAGGAGUUCCGGGAGCUGCCGCCCGACCGCCUGUGCGAGCUGCUGGCCAUGGAGAAGCUGAACGUGGGCAACGAGAAGCACGUGCUGGAGGCCGUCACCCGCUGGCUGUCCCACGACCUGGAGGCCCGGAGGGUGCACAUGAAGGAAGUGAUGUCGUCGGUGUGGGUGCAGGGAUUGGAUGCGGGGUACCUGCGAGAGCAGAUGAUGGCGGACCCUCUGAUGAGGGAGGUGAUCGGGGAGUGCUGCAGCGACGCACUGGCAGGAAACAGCCAGCAGGGGGAGGCCAUGCUCGCCGCCUUCAAGCCACGCGGGUACUCAGAGUGCAUCGUCACCGUGGGAGGAGAGGACAGACACAAUCGCAGGCCGCUGGCGGUGGUGCGCUGCAUGUGCCCGCUGUACGACCCCAACCGGCAGGUCUGGAUCGAGCUGGAGCCCAUGGGCAUCGGGCGCGUCAACCACGGAGUCGUGGCUGCUGAGGGCUGCCUGUUUGCGGUUGGAGGGAUGGAUGAGACCAAGGCUAUUCUGAGCAGUGGAGAGAAGUACGACCCAGAGCUCAACGAAUGGAGCCCCAUCCCACCCAUGAAAUACGCGCGUCAGAACUUUGGGAUAGUGGAGCUGGAUGGCCUGGUGUACGUGCUCGGAGGCGAGAAUGAGGACUGUGAGCUUCUGAUGAUGGAGGCCUACGACCCGCAUAUUAAAACAUGGACCAGUCUACCUGAUAUGACGAUGGUUCGGAAGAUCGGCUGCUACGCGGCGAUGAGGAAGAAGAUCUACGCCAUGGGCGGGGGCUCUUACGGGAAGCUGUACGACUCUGUGGAGUGCUACGACCCCAAGCUGCAGCAGUGGACGGCCCUGUGCCCUCUCAAGGAACGAAGGUUCGGCUCAGUUGCCUGCGGAGUGGGCCAGGAGCUGUAUGUGUUUGGGGGCGUCAGGAGCCGCGAAACGGAGAACCCUGAGAACAGCACCAUGACGACCUGCAAGUCAGAGUUCUACCAUGACGAGAUGAAGAGGUGGAUGUUGCUAGACGACCAGAGUCUCUGUGUGACGACCAGCUCGUCGUUUGUGUACGGCGCCAUCCCCAUUGGCUCCAGCAUCUACGUGGUGGGGGACCUGGACACUGGCGUUGGGUACGACUACAUCCGUGAGUUCCGCCGCAGCACGGGGACGUGGCACCGCACCAAGGCCAUGGCCAGCUCGGACCUCUGCAAGACCUACUGCGCCGGUCUGCGCUUCGCCAACUGCAAGCUCUUCCGCCUGCAGCUCAAACAGGGCCUGUUCCGCAUACGCGUGCCCUCCUAGAUACACACACACACACACACACACACACACACACACACACACACACACACACACACACACACACACACACACACCUCAAACAGGGCCUGUUUCGCAUACGCGUGCCCUCCUAGACACACACACACACA
Molecule: messenger RNA, 2653 nt
Organism: Engraulis encrasicolus (European anchovy)
Lineage: Eukaryota; Metazoa; Chordata; Actinopteri; Clupeiformes; Engraulidae
Gene: gan
Product: gigaxonin
Exons: 11
Coding region: 705-2525 (606 amino acids)
Biological process (GO): cytoskeleton organization
Molecular function (GO): protein binding
Source: RefSeq, a predicted model, not a curated record